CCCCAGUCCAGAUCCAGGGAGCAACGAUGAAGACCUUCAUCUUCCUUGCCCUGCUGGGAGCCACUGUUGCUUUCCCCAUUGAUGAUGAUGACAAGAUCAUUGGGGGCUACACCUGUCAGAAGAAUUCUGUCCCCUACCAGGUGUUCCUGAACUUGGGCUACCUCUUCUGUGGCGGCUCCCUCAUCAAUUCCCAGUGGGUGGUGUCUGCAGCUCACUGCUACAAGUCCCGAAUCCAGGUGCGUCUGGGAGAACACAACAUUGCAGUCUCUGAGAGUGCUGAGCAAUUCAUCAAUUCAGCCAAGGUCAUCCGCCACCCCAAAUACAAUGAAAAAACUUUUGAUAAUGACAUCAUGCUGAUUAAACUGAGCUCACCUGCCACUCUCAACUCUCGAGUGUCUGCUGUCUCUCUGCCAAAAUCCUGUGCAGCUGCUGGUACCCAGUGCCUCAUCUCUGGCUGGGGGAAUCUUCAGAGCGUUGGGGGAAAGUUUCCUGAUGCCCUGCAGUGCCUUCAAGCGCCCAUCCUCUCUGACAGCACUUGCCGCAAUGCCUACCCUGGCAAGAUCAGCAGCAACAUGAUCUGUCUGGGCUACCUGCAGGGUGGAAAGGAUGCCUGCCAGGGUGAUUCUGGUGGCCCUGUGGUCUGCAACAGAGAGCUCCAGGGCAUUGUCUCCUGGGGUAUCGGCUGUGCUCAAAAAGGCAAACCUGGUGUCUACACCAAGGUCUGCAACUACGUGAGCUGGAUUCAGCGGACCAUCACUGCCAACUAAGCAUGUAAGCAUGUGUACCGCUCUAUGCACCAUCCCGUUAGUCACCUUCACCUUCCAACCAUGCCUGAAAACAAUAUCAAAUAAAAACACUUUGUUCCACAU
Molecule: messenger RNA, 869 nt
Organism: Leptonychotes weddellii (Weddell seal)
Lineage: Eukaryota; Metazoa; Chordata; Mammalia; Carnivora; Phocidae
Product: serine protease 1-like
Biological process (GO): proteolysis
Molecular function (GO): serine-type endopeptidase activity
Source: RefSeq, a predicted model, not a curated record